Colletotrichum karsti is the source of this 798-nucleotide messenger RNA. RefSeq lists its product as uncharacterized. Bases 1 to 798 code for a protein of 265 amino acids. The record is from RefSeq and is a predicted model, not a curated record. The transcript has 4 exons. Gene Ontology annotation, biological process: conjugation with cellular fusion. Lineage: Eukaryota; Fungi; Ascomycota; Sordariomycetes; Glomerellales; Glomerellaceae. Gene Ontology annotation, cellular component: membrane; mating projection tip.
AUGGCGAAAUUCCAAGUAGGCUGGUAUCGGUUCGUACCGUUCUUAGGAUACCACCAUGUGUUGAUGAUCUUGAUCGCAAUCGCAAUCAUUCUUCUAUCUCUACUAUUAGCAGGCUGCUCGUCAUCAUCACCCUUGAUCCCUGAUAUCUUCCUCCUGUCGCUGUACUACGACAGAUACACAGCAGUCCCCGACACGGCGCAAGUAGACUACAAUGUCCACACGGCCAUCGAGAACAUCGCCGGGGACGCCCGCCUCGCAGCCCGCGUCGGUUACUUUGGUAUCUGCAUCAGCCCCGACGGAGGCAGCUGGCUUUGCAGCAACAACGCGACCGCCCUCGCCAACGAAGUCUCCGUUGACCAGGACCCCCUCAACCUGAUCUGGCUCGCCGCUCAGUUCAAGGACAUGAUCGUCUUCCCAUACCUCAUCAUCAUCGCCAUCAUCUUCGCUUUCGUCUGCUUCCUCCUCCUCGCCACCUUCCCCGGCUGGCACGAAGAGGAGGACUCGGAGGGUUCCGACCGCGAAGUCAAGCCCUUCCCCUCCCGUCCCGUCUCCCAGAUCUCGCUGGCAAUCAUCUUCAUCGCCUCCAUCUUCGUCCUCGUCUCCGUGCUAUGGCAACACACCGCCUCCGUCGCAGCCGCGGUCAUUGCUCAGGACUUCGGAAACGGCGCUGUCCGCUCCGGUGUCGGAACGUCCGCUAUGGUCCUCGGUUGGUUCAGCUUCACCCUGCUCAUCAUCGUCACCAUCGGCCUGCUGGUCAUGAUCCUGAGUAUCCGCGUCCUCGCCCAGAUGGUCGACUAA